Cuscuta campestris is the source of this 1173-nucleotide messenger RNA. Lineage: Eukaryota; Viridiplantae; Streptophyta; Magnoliopsida; Solanales; Convolvulaceae. The record is from the annotation of a GenBank genome assembly.
UACAAUAUAAUUUUUAAAUCAAAUGAAUGCUGGCAUAAAGUAUGUUCAUUUUCAUUCAGUGCUUAGUGUUGGUUUUUUUUCUUUCUUUGGAGUGACAUCAUGAGUGCUCCAUACAUUUUGGUCCCUUUUUUUAGAAUAGUGCCUAGAGGUUGCUUAUAAUUCUUUUAGUUUAAAAAUUUUAAUAAAAAAAGAUAUAUGAUUGAGUGAGAUGUUGCUUUGUAAUGGUGGUAGUGGUAGUGGUAGUAAUGUUCCACCAGGGUUCAGAUUCCAUCCAACAGAGGAAGAACUUGUGGGGUAUUACCUGAACAGAAAGGUUCAUUCCUUGAAGUUUGAUUUAGAUGUUAUUGCUGAUGUUGAUCUCUAUAGGAUUGAGCCUUGGGAUAUUCAAGAUAAAUGCAAGUUGGGAGGACAUGAGGAGCAGAAGGAGUGGUACUUCUUCAGCCACAAGGACAGGAAGUAUCCGACGGGGAGCCGGACGAACCGGGCGACGGCCGCCGGAUUCUGGAAGGCGACGGGGCGGGACAAGGCGGUGGUGGCGGCAAAGGAGGAGAAGAUGAUAGGGAUGAGGAAGACAUUGGUGUUUUACAAAGGUAGAGCCCCAAAUGGCACCAAAACCCAUUGGAUCAUGCAUGAAUAUCGCCUCCAAUCUUCUCCCCAUGCACCUACCCAGGAGGAAGGAUGGGUGGUAUGCCGUGCAUUCAAGAAACCAAUUCCAAAUAACAAUAGGCCAGUAGGAGGAGAUGGAUUAUAUGAUGCAAAUUGUAAUAAUUACUACUCCCUUAGAGACCACCACCACCACCACAACGGUUGUUCCCGGCAGCCACUGCCACCGCCGCCAGCAACCACAAUUUUCUCGAUGCCACACCAUUUCAACCACCUCAACGACUACGAUCAAAUCGCCAUCGGCCCCAUCGUCCCCACGGCGGUCACUAGUCUCGAAGAUCACCACCACCACCAUCAUCGUCAUCAAGAGGAAUUUGACAAGAUGAAUAGUUAUGCAGAUGAUCAUAAUAAUGAUCCUCAGAGCCUCGCGGCGAUGAUGGUCCCUUCCUAUUCAUUUGCUAAUAUGCCGCCGCUGCUCAUGCGACAUGAUGAUGACCAUGACCACAUGAGUCAUCUUUUCGGGUGCUUCCCGGAUUUAUAGCCCGGCCCGAUGGGACCGGGACAUAUAUA